GUCACCAUUUUUUUUUCCCGAUAAAAAUCAGCAUUUGAAAUUUCCGACAAGGAAAUAAUUUCGGACUUGCAAUUCCCUGUGGCAUAAUUAAGAUAUUUUCUGACAAUUUAUAUAUCAUUUACUUGCGAUAACGAGUGCAGUUUUGCAAUUGCACGUCGGCAUUAUCGGUACUAUCGCACACUUUAUUCAGUUGAACUUUGUGAAUAAGGCUAGGUUAACACGACGAGAGAAACCACUUAAUCAUUUCUCUUCCACUGAUGAACAUCUCGAUUUAAUAAUUUAAUAAAUCGCUGUGAGUUUUCAUAAUGCUAGAGGUAAUAUAUGACAUGCCAAAAAUCGGUUACGGCUUUUCUUUUCUCACUGUUGGAUAUUUAAUUUAUUAUCUCCGUGAAGCUGUCAAGCCGCCGGAAUUAAUUUGCGCCGAGGGCCCAUUUCGCACGUUCAUUGAGAAAAAUGUGACGAUAAUCAGGAGUAAAUUUUGGCCGACAUUCUGGUGCUUCGAGGCAAGAGCACAAACCGUUUUAGCGAGUGUCCUUCGUACAAUACUAUCACCGCGAGUACAAUAUCGCAGAGAACUUUUUACAUUGCGAGAUGGCGGAGAAGUUGCACUAGAUUGGGCAGAUCAGAAUUGCUCCCCUACAUCUCCAAUUGUCAUAAUUCUUCCUGGAUUGACAGGAUCAAGUCAAGCUGAUUAUAUAAAAGGUCUUAUCACUGGCGCCAAGGCCAUCGGAAUCAGAUGUAUUAUUUUUAAUAAUCGAGGACUUGGGGGUGUCCCCCUGAAGACUCCGAGAUUGUAUUGCGCCGCUAAUGUCGAUGAUUUCACUGAAGUUGUGGACCAUCUCAAAAAGACUCAUCCAAAUAUUCCCAUAGGAGCCACUGGAGUUUCAAUGGGCGGAAUGAUCCUAGGAAAUUAUCUAGCCGAAAAUGGUGCGGCUGCAACGAAAAAAUUGAAAGCAGCUUUUAUAAUUUCUGCACCAUGGAAUAUCAGGGAAGCUGUCAAGAGCUUUGAAAAGCCAUUUUUUAAUUUAUUACUGAACAGACACCUCGCGCAGAAUCUGUGCCGAAAUAUCAGAAGAAUAUCUUCAAAUGAUGUUAGUUUCUCGGAUAUAAAUAUGGAGGCAGUCCUGAAGAGUAAAACUAUUAAAGAAUUCGAUUCAAAUUUCACUGCAAAACAUUUUGGAUACAAAGAUGUAGAUGAUUAUUACGACAAUGCAUCGCUGCACAAGAAAUUACAUUUAAUUGAAGUGCCUGUUUUGUGUCUGAAUGCAGCUGAUGAUCCAAUGCAACCUCUUGCAGGUGAAUGUUCAUUAUAAAUGAAUAAUUAAUUAAUUGAUUAAUUAAUUAAA
Fopius arisanus is the source of this 1346-nucleotide messenger RNA. RefSeq names its product phospholipase Hydr1 (gene Hydr1). The transcript has 6 exons. Gene Ontology annotation, molecular function: monoacylglycerol lipase activity; acetylesterase activity. NCBI's taxonomy places the organism in Eukaryota, Metazoa, Arthropoda, Insecta, Hymenoptera, Braconidae. The record is from RefSeq and is a predicted model, not a curated record. Bases 306 to 1313 code for a protein of 335 amino acids. Gene Ontology annotation, biological process: medium-chain fatty acid biosynthetic process; medium-chain fatty acid catabolic process.